AUGGUGUUCCUGUCCUAUACAGUGGAUGAUCUCCUUGGAGGCGAUCAUGGACCUGACAUGCUUGCUUUAACCACUACUUUCUUCCUCUUUGAGUUCUUGGCUGCCACGCAGGAUGUAGCUGUGGAUGGCUGGGCUCUCACUAUGCUGUCCAGAGAAAAUGUGGGGUAUGCGUCCACAUGCAAUUCAGUGGGGCAAACAGCUGGAUACUUCAUGGGUAACGUCCUGUUUCUUGCUCUUGAAUCUAAAGACUUCUGCAACAAGUACUUGAGGUCUACACCACAACCUAAUGGAUUGGUUACUCUUCCAGACUUCUUGUUCUUCUGGGGAACAGUAUUUUUCUUCACUACAACGCUAGUGGCUGUUCUGAAAAAGGAAAACUCUGCAGAAAGAGCUAAUAGAGAAGAGACAGAGAGUGUGAAAGAAGCAUACAGUCUCCUGUUCAGUAUAAUCAGGAUGCCUGCCGUCCUUAAAUUUUGCCUCAUGAUUCUGACAGCAAAGAUUGGAUUCUCAGCUGCUGAUGCAGUUACCGGCCUUAAGCUUAUAGAAAGAGGAGUUCCAAAAGAACAUUUGGCUCUUUUGGCUGUUCCAAUGGUGCCACUGCAAAUAUUAUUGCCCUUACUAAUCAGCAAGUACACUGCUGGACCCAAACCUUUAGAUGUCUUCCACAGAGCCAUGCCUUUCAGGUUGCUUAUCGGUCUAGAAUUUGCCUUUUUAGUUUGGUGGACUCCACACGUAAGCCAUGAAGGAGGCUUCCCUAUUUACUACUAUGCUGCUAUUCUGUUGAGCUAUGCCUUACAUCAGGUUGCGUUAUAUAGUAUGUUUGUGGCAAUCAUGGCUUUCAAUGCCAAAGUGAGCGAUCCUCUCAUUGGAGGAACAUAUAUGACCCUAUUAAAUACAGUAUCCAAUCUUGGAGGCAAUUGGCCUUCUACAGUAGCACUUUGGUUUGUGGAUCAUCUGACAAGUAAAGAGUGUGUUGGAGCAGAAGGACAGAGCUGUGCUGAUCACGACGCUGCUGAGCUGUGUGUAAAACUUGGUGGCACAUGCGUGACAACACUAGAUGGUUAUUUUGUGGAGUCUGUUAUAUGCGUGGUCAUUGGAUUUUGCUGGUGGUUCUUUCUGGGACCCUCAUUUAAGAAACUGCAGGACGAGAGGCAAUCUUCAUGGAAGUGCCAGCGGAGGAGACGCAGUUAUUGUUAG
Staurois parvus is the source of this 1197-nucleotide messenger RNA. The record is from the annotation of a GenBank genome assembly. Lineage: Eukaryota; Metazoa; Chordata; Amphibia; Anura; Ranidae.